Messenger RNA from Ipomoea triloba (trilobed morning glory), 661 nucleotides. Its product is annotated as polcalcin Nic t 1-like. The record is from RefSeq and is a predicted model, not a curated record. The coding region runs from base 156 to 410 and encodes 84 amino acids. Gene Ontology annotation, molecular function: calcium ion binding. The transcript has a single exon. Lineage: Eukaryota; Viridiplantae; Streptophyta; Magnoliopsida; Solanales; Convolvulaceae.
ACGCCCAUUACUCUUCAAUCAAUCUUCCCUAUAUAAUCCAAUACCUAAUCACUUUCUGGAUCUCAUCAGUUCCAAUCAGUAGCCAAUCAAUCAACAGAACAAAAUCAUCGUUCUCAAUUCGAUCGCUUAGCUUCUUACGUUGUACACGACCAGCAAUGGCUGAUGAUCCACAGGAUAUCGCGGACCGGGAGAAGAUCUUCACGCGCUUCGACACGAACGGCGACGGCAGAAUCUCGGCGGCGGAGCUAGGGGAGACACUGAAGACGCUGGGGUCGGUGACGGAGGAUGAAGUGAAGAACAUGAUGUCGGAGAUCGACACCGACGGCGACGGCUUCAUCUCCUUCGAAGAGUUCACGGAGUUCGCCCGAGCCAACCGGGGCUUGAUUAAAGAUGUCGUCAAAAUCUUCUAGUCAUCGCCGCCGAUCCGAUCUGCUAGUAUAUACAUAUAUGCUGUAACUUCCAAUAUUUUUUUCUUUCAUCACAUCAUGGUGGAUUUUUAUAUAUGCAUCUCUAUAUAUAUAUAUAUAUAAGAGUUGUCAGUGUCAAACAACGUUAAACUUACUGUAGAUCUUCAGCUAAUGAAUACAUGCAUUCUAGUCUCAUGUAGUUUUGUUAACAUAUCAUCAUAUUCAAUAAAAAAUUUUCCAUCUUUUCUUCGUCA